Molecule: messenger RNA, 1180 nt
Organism: Arabidopsis thaliana (thale cress)
Lineage: Eukaryota; Viridiplantae; Streptophyta; Magnoliopsida; Brassicales; Brassicaceae
Product: Rhomboid-related intramembrane serine protease family protein
Exons: 8
Coding region: 77-1045 (322 amino acids)
Cellular component (GO): membrane; chloroplast membrane
Molecular function (GO): serine-type endopeptidase activity
Source: RefSeq, marked reviewed
AUGAAUAAUCAGAAGAAGUUGAUGCUAUUCUCUUAUUUUUGCGCCAUUUGGUAAAACAUUUGAAAUUAGUUUCGAAAUGCAUGCGAUUUUCUGUCGCAGGGUCGCCGUCGGUUGCUCUUCCCCGCAGCUAACCAAAUUGGUGACGAAGCAGGCGAGCCAGAGUCGCCAUUCCCUGAGCCAUCUUCUUCCUUUUGAUCUCUCUUCCCGCUUUGUUCCUCCUUAUGUUGUAUCACGAUCGGCGAGAGUUCAUGGAUUCUUCGCAGGGAAGUUGGGAAACACCAAUCUGAAGCUGAAAUUCGGAAAUGUUAUGGAAUCUAGAGCUGGGUUCUUCAGUUCUGAGCUUCCUAGUCAUGGAUUCGAGUCUGGUGGUUUUACUGGGUUUCAAAAACGUGGAUGGAAGUCUUGGAUUAAUGGAGCUAAUGGUGUAGUUUUUGGAUUGGUAAUAGCUAAUGCUGCUGUAUUUACAAUGUGGCGGGUUUUAGGCAAGGACAAUAUGUGGAUGGUGAAGAAUUUUAUGUUAUCAAGGUACAGUUUUAUGACUGGACGUAUACACACGCUGAUCACUUCGGGUUUCAGUCAUGUUGGAGCCACUCAUAUCAUCUUGAAUAUGAUGGGGCUUUGCUACUUCGGAGCCAGAAUUGCAAGAAGCUUUGGGCCGCGCUACCUUUUGAAGCUCUACUUUGCUGGAGCACUUGGUGGCUCUGUUUUCUUCUUGAGUAGUCAUGCUCUCUCGGUUAUAUCACUCAAGGGCCAAAGAGUUGUCCCUAAGGAUCAAUUAAAAGUCCCCAUUGGGAAGCUGGGUGCUAAUGGACCUGUGUAUGCCAUUACGCUUCUCGAUAUGCUCCUUUACCCAAAAGUUACUACAUACUUUGGGUUGAUGCUCCGAGUGCCUGUAUUUGCUGGAAUCUAUAGCUUAGGACUCAACAUUAUAAAGAUGCUAGAGGGGAAAAACAACAAUACCUUGACUAGUUUGGAUCAGUUGGGAGGAGUUGUAGUUGCAGUCAUUGCGUGGGCAAGGAUAAGGAAAGGUCGAUUCUGCUACUGAUUGAUUAUUUUACUUUCUCCAUCAAACCUUGGACUUGCUGCAAAAGAUUCAUAUAACUUGUCCCAUCAUUAUACUACUGGAGUACUGGUUAUGUUAAACUUUGUGACAAUGAGAUUAUUAUUAUUACUAUUUUUU